AUGGCCGCACAGCAGCUUGAGCAGAAGUGUUGAUGAUGGUAAAGUCUCUUCGUGGAAAGUGCUGGCGAGUUUGGUUCGCUCCGUGGCAGCAAACGUGAGAUGAGGAAGAAAGUAUCUAUUGCAGUGUGUUUGAUUUUUGGCAAGAUUUUUCUAAAUCGGGUGAAAUUUUCAGCUCUUGCUUGCUGAAUCGUGCUCGGAAAAUAUUUGUCUGUCCAAAAUCGGAUAAAGUUUACAGUGAUUUUUCAGUGUGGAUGAGGAAACUUAAAAAAAAUCCAUGGUGAAUCAAAUAUUCGUGAAAGGAAUUUCGUUCUGGUGCGCCGAGAAGAGAAUGAAAACUGUUUCAACUCAUUCGAUCUACUGUAGAGGAAAGAAAAGUUAAAAUCGUGCUUGUCUGAUUAGCAAAUUGGAUUGAAAGUUUUAACAAAUUAAUGUUCGGGGUGAAAUUGUUAACCAUGAAUGAUACUCCUGAGGCAGAACAUUAUGCCUGAAUGAGAAGAUUGAUUUUGAUUGAAGUAGAAGAAUCUGUGUUGUGGUUUUAAUACUGUUAUUGCGGUCGGAUUUUGCGUUCGAGUAAUUUCGAAAGGAUCAGUGAAAUUUACAAUUAACAAAGUGUUGGAUAACAAAAAGCUAAUCCAUCUAAUGCCUCCACCCUCUUAAGGCGAUCACCGACUGUACGAUUUGGCAGCACUCUCAACUUGGCGUAUUUGGAGACUCCCGAAUUGUUUAGAACUCCGAUAACCGUCUAGGUUGGCAAAGGAUACUGUGCCUACUCGAGUGUGCUGUGAGUAGACCGAGAGAGCGGAGAGCAAGGAUACAGGCGCUGUGUGCCGUGAGUGUGAGGAGGUGGUAAUGAUAUUUGCCUUCCCACAUCCCCUCGCUUUACCAUCGUCUAGGUCGUUUUGCCGUACACUCAGAGCUGGAGUCAGUCGCCCUCAAGAAGACACCGGAGCAGCAUCGAACCGGUUGACGUUGUCGAGUGUGAAAAAAUAGAUAGACAGACGGACGAACGAACGAUCGAUCAAUUGGGCUCGAGAAGUAGAGAAAAAACCGGGUCACGCGUGUUAAACUCAAGGGGGAUUAUCUCACUUCUAUACGUGUGCUUAUGUAUGUGUCUGUGUUGCUCCCCAGCCCCAUUUUGCCGGGAGCACCCGUCCCGAGUGGGUUCAGAUAAUCGAAUCGGAGUCAAAAUUGGUCCAGUUUAGUGCAGUGCAUACACACAGUACGGUUGCCAGCAAAGUUAAAAUUCGGGGAACGUUCCCGUUUCUAGAGUGCUACAGUCCUAUCGGUGUUCUCUAGUUUUUCGCUGUGGGUCUAAGAAGAACAACAAGCGCACAGCAGGACAGGCCCGAAAAAAAAGAAGAAGCGAAUAAUUAAAUAUUCCGCCUGUGUGCAUCUAGCAACCGAAAGAAGAGAGUGCGCACGGUGUGUGUUUCUUUCAUGUUCCGUUACUAGCUGGACGCGCGGAAAGGAAAGCGGUAUGGAAUGAGUAAGCUUCUAUCAUCGGUGUUUCCAGGCCUCCUUCUUCGCCACAGCAGCAAAGCAACGCAACGUUCCGGACCGAUCCGACCUUCCGAGAGUCGAUUUGCUUUGCUUUAGGUUCGGUAUAUCAUUAGGACGGCCGCGGCUCUGCUCGAGACCCGGCUUGGUGCUCAGUGCUGUGAGGAUCUGGAAUUAUUGUACGGUCGGGAUCCAGUGUAUUUGUGUAUGUGUGCGUGUUUGUAUAUUCAAGAGAAACGAAGGAAAGAAGCAGAACGAAGAAGUGUUCUUAGAGGUGUGCAGAUGCUAGAAGAAGAAACAGACAUGUGAUAAAUAUAUGAGAACAGCGGUGUUCAACUUAAGUCUCGAAGGCCUCGGUUUUUGCCUGGAAUAUAGUGACGAGGCUAGGCGCAAAAAACGGGGAAGAAGUUUCAAGUGUUGUGUUUUAACGCUGACGAAACACGAAAGGAAGAAGAAGCUAAAAUGACGAAACUCCUCAACGAAACUCGAAGAAGAUGUACUUAGACAGUGUUUCGGGGCGGUUUUGCUCUAGUUUAGGAUAAUUUUCAUCAUUUCGGGGGUGGAAAUCGAUAAUCCGGUAGUGGUGUUGGGUGCGGGUUGACGAGGGAAUUUCACGAAGGAGUGAAGUGUGUGAACCGUAAAAUCCUCUUGAACGAGGUGGCGAAGUGCACCACCGCCAGCACAUAACCAGUGUUCAAAAUGCUUGCCGAAGGAACAAUGCACAAGAAAUAUAAGAUCUCCUUACCGCUGAAAUGCUGCUGCCCCAGCAGAAUCAGCAGUGGGAGUGCACUAAUCGAACGAAAACAAGAAGAAAAUUGCAACAGCAGCCUUAGUAGUAGGAUCAGUGAUAUCAGUAGCUGUGUCCGGCUGCCGGACCUCGAAUGCUCCAGCAGUCGGUCGUUACCGGUGCUGCCUAACGGAGACUCCGACAGUAACAUUAGCAGCCGCAGCAGUAGUAGUAGUAGCAUCUCUAGUACUAGUUCCCGCAAAUCCGGUCGACGGAGACAGUGCCGGCCACCAGAUACCGUGAAGAAGGUACGGGUGAGAACCGGUGCCACCAUUGCCACCUGCAGCUUCGAACCUAGCCGAUCCCGAAGGCCUCGACCAGCCUCCGCUAGCAGUUUCAUCAUCACGCGUCGAUACUCCUCCUUAGCGAUAGUGUUAAUUAGUACCGUUCUAUUGUUGUGCCACUGUGGACCAUCAGCAUUCCUCCUUAGCCCCGGUUGGGCCGUCCUGCUCGAUGCCAACGGAGAAAGCACCGGUCCGGCCGGGGCUCCAGUGCAGGCCUUCGGCGAUGGGUUCGGAAAUUUCAACUUAGAACGAAGCAUAGCGGCCGUCUUUAGCCGGGUGGCGUACGGUUCGACGACGACAACGAAGCGCAGCAUACCGGACAACGUGUACGUGCCGAGUCUGACGACCGUGUCGACGCCACUGCUAACGACGUUUAGGUAUCGGGAAAAGGACAAGGAUUCGCUGAGCCUAGGCGGAGGAAGUGGAGCCGGUGCCGUGGAAGGCGGCCUGGGAGGGGGCCGAGAACCGCAUUACAACCAACAGCAGAUCAGCGCCAAUCAUCGGAACUACGAGCUGGAUCUGGAGCGGGACCAUGUGCUGCCGACGUCGGCACCAAACGCGGAAAUCCUGAAGAGCAACAGCAAUCCGACCUAUCCGAACCCGAACCGACACCACGGCCACGACCGGCAUCGGCACUCCAACUCGACACCCUACCCGCACGGUCACAACAAGAAGGGCUUUCCAACGAAUCCGAUGUUCCCGGGAGAUAUAUCAUCGUAUUCACCGCCAUCGCGAGCCUUCUUCACGCCUCCGUUGCCGCGCAACUACACGAAUCCAUUCGCGGACAAGCCGACACUACGGGGAACCAAUAGCGACAGUACGGUGAUCAACACCGGGAGCUACGUAAAUCGUCGUCCACUGCCACCACCCAGUUUGAUGCCCGGCCACGAGCGGAUUCCGAUUCGGCCGGAUUUGAAUGGACCAGUUAGCCCGCAGAAGCCGUCACAAGAUGUGGCCUCCGCUGUUGGUGGUGGUUCUCCGCCCGUACUAGGAGGCGGUGGAGGACCAUCCAGCUCAUCUCAAUCUAUCGACCAGCGAAAGAAGGCCCUGAAUACGCCAUCGGAGAAAAGCAGCAAACUAGAUUCGGCCAAGAGCUACGGAGUGGACAGCAAGUUUAUGCUGGAUGGAAACGGGAACUCCAGUGCAAUACUACCAAAUGGGAUGCACUUUCCGUCGAUUUCAAGAAUACUGAGUGGCUCGAACGGCCGCACGCAGACGAUUCCAGACGUGUUGCUGAGAUCGGUUACGUCGGCACCGAGACCAAACCAGCCGACGUUCGAUCUGAACCCGCCGGUGACUUCGUUAAGUAAUGCUAAGAAUUUAAAUAAGGGAAACAAUCAUAGCGAUGACGAGGGCGAUGAUUUCGAGGCGGGAAACGAGAACAGUAGUGGUAGGGACGAUGAGGACGAUGACGAGGAGGAUGAUGAGGUCGUUGGGGAGAAAAGUGAGGGGGGUUUAUAUUCGACCCAAGCGCAAAGUGUUCAAACCAGUACGGUCAGCUCGUUGAUUCAUCUAUCCUCCUCGUCGUCGCCGAUCACGCAAAAGAUGCCGAAUUUGAAUUUAAAAUCUGUGAUGAUCAAGGCGAACGCUAGCGGGGACGGCGACGGGCAGACAGGUGGCGCAGGGUAUGGCAAUGAUAGGAAUUUUGCGAAUGAUAUCGAGGAUAUCAGUACGUGGACGAUUGCGUGGAAUAUUCACGUGUAUCUGUCGGCGAUUCUGUUUACCAUUCUGGCCGUGUACUCGAUCUUCAAGAUAAUUUUCUACGACAAACUGACGCAUCUUUUCUCGCAAUCCUACUUCAUUAGUAUCCAUUUAAUCCUGAUAAUCAUCUGCUUGCUGCGAAUUUUCUACUUAUGCUACGAUGCCUACAACAUUCACUUCAGUUUCAAUCUGUUUACUUCGGAGUUGCUGCUGAAUCUUCCGCUGACAUUCCUCACGACAACGUUUGCGAUCUUGAUUUUGUUCCUACUGUUACGGUCGAUUAACCACAAAACUAACCGAUACAGUUCGAUUCUUCGUCCGCUGACUAUCAUGAUCGGUUCGGGAGUUCACGUUGGUCUUUGCGUUACCCUACACCUGGUGGAAUCGUACGAAACGCAGCAGUUCUAUCACAAACAGGCUCAACUGAUGGCCAGUAGUCGAGGAGGUCAGACCGGUCACGGUCCUACCAACAUCCAGAUACCACCGAGAGUUCUUUCGUUGAUCUGUCAGAUCAUCUACAUCUUCAUUUGCCUGUCGUUGGGCAUCCUCUAUCUGUACAUGUACCGACUUCUGAAACGAAUUCUGCACAAAAGUCAGAACUACAUCCACGGCUACAAUAAUCUGUCGUACGCGAUUCACAUUACCAUUGCUACCGCACUGCUUUUUAUUUUAUUGGCAGCCCUGCAGAUUUACGGUGCCAUCAGCAUCAGCUCGCAGACGAAGGUCAAGCUUUCACCGAACAACAAUCUGAACGAUGGUUCUGCCCAGAAGACUUUGUGGGCAUCCCAUAUCGAGAUCGACUGGUUCCAGUGGGGCUAUCAGUUUAGUUUACGCUUCAUCGAAAUUGUGAUCAUUGCGCUUCUAUCGUGGGUAACCGGUCUGAAGACGGGCACCUCCAAGGUUAUCCAGCGCGAGAAAGAUAUGGAGCAACCGAAUGCCAGCGGAUUCGCACUGUUCCCGUGCACUUCCUCCUCCAGCCAGGAGAACUUCGAAACGGAUUACCCCGCUGUAUGCAAUGCGAACACCAAUUUGCACACGUACACACUGCGCACCGGUAAACCAAUUUACGACGAUAACUUUGCACUGAAUUCGUUGAACUUGGAGCAGAACAGUAAUCAGGAUCUUCAGUUGGGGCCCGGAGGAAACGACUUCCAGCGGUCGAUCGAAACAAACAGUAUGCGAUCGAGUUCGCACAAUUACAGCAACAACUACAACGGUAGCCAGCAGGCUGAUCAACACGAAGAUUUCAUGAACGAUAGCGAACAGAUGCCAGAUCACUACGAAAAUCCAAACUUUGAGCUGAAGCAUCACCACCGGGGAGAACCUCCGGAUGGACCCCAGUACCACGACAUCAUGGACAACUGCUACUCGGAACCGAUCAACGCUCCUCCGUACGACACGAAGAGUUUAAGAGGUGCAGCAGUUGGAGGUCCUCCACCAGUUCAUUUACCGCAGGGAUCGAGAAACUACGAUUUCCAAAACUUCGAAAGGCCCUCGUUCGAUCAGGCGGCUUCCUCACAGUCAAUUUCCCGGGGUGAAUUCCGGGCCUCGAAAAACCUCAAAACGCUAAAAAGCGGUCAAGCAAAUUACGACGGAGCGAACACAAUGGGUCACCAUCACUAUAACCACUUUAACAACUACAAUGAUUCGUUCGAGCGACGGAUUGGGGUUCGGAAGAGUGGAACUCUGAACAAUAUCGGUGGAAUGCAUUUCAACCAGCAUGCCGGCGGAAGUGGGCGGAACAAUAACAAUUCUGUCUCUUCUGCGUCGUCUUCGACUUCGUCCAACAACCGUGGUGCAAUACAACAACAACAACAACAGCAGCAGCAACAAGCGCAGCAGAUGCCGGGUCAAGGACGACCUCCACGAGGUGCCGGUCCCGAGCGUCAUAUGAACGGUGCCCAAACACUUAGCACUGCCGGUGGUAGAGGUGGUCCAGAUCACCACCACCACCAUCACCAUCAUCCGCAGGCAGCUCCCCGGAAUCUCCCCGGUGGAGAUUUCGUACAUCCGGGAAGCUUCAACGAUCGGAUAGUUAACGGCCACGGUGUAGAUCACUCGUCCCAGGAGCACGUGAAUAACUUCGACGAUAAUAGCAGUUCGGCGAGUUACUAUCACAGCAAAAAACGCUCCCGGGAAUCGUCCAGCUCAAGUUAUACCGGCUUCAACAACAACGGUAGUGAUCAUGGUCCACAGAAUCAGGAACCGGGCAGCUCCUCGCCCACAAUGUCCGCAUCGAAUCUUCCGAUCAACGGAAUGAACGGUGGAGGUGGAGGAGGAAGCAGCUCUGGUGGGUCCUCCAGUGGAGUUCUACCCGGUAAGAUCGCUGUCCCGGCUGCCGGAGCCGGUGGCGGCAGUGAUAGUUCGUCGAUGCUGGUCGCCGAGCAAGGUUUCGUGCGGUUCCGGGCGCUGGAGGAUCCGGCGCUCAGCUCGCGAACCAACCUUAGGGAUAAGAACAAGCUAUUUAUGAAUUCUUAGAGUUUAACCGGCUGGCUGCCGCUAUCGCCUCCGCCACCACAAGAUGUGGAAAAGCUGUAAAGUUUGAGCAUUUUUUCAUUCUUUUUCUCGUAUUAGGAUUUAACGUAAACAAAAACCACACACACACAUUCGCACACGUCAGUUCUGCCCCCUCGCCCUGCUACUCUGUGCGCUCCCCGCCUACCCAUCCGUCUCGUCAGUCCAUGUGUGUUGAAUGAAGCAAGUUUCUUCUCGUUGUAAAUAGUUAGCGCGAAAGUAGAGAACCAAAAACAAAAUGGUGGGUCAACGUAGGUGCGGUACGGCAGAAUUCGGGCGAAACAAUUCAGUCAAGUGAUCGAUUUAUUAUUAUAACUAAUAAAGGUAUAAAAGAUAAAAAUACAAAAAAGCUACGAUUCUAGGA
This is a messenger RNA of Wyeomyia smithii (pitcher-plant mosquito), 7147 nucleotides long. RefSeq lists its product as uncharacterized. The transcript is spliced from 7 exons. The record is from RefSeq and is a predicted model, not a curated record. Bases 2197 to 6747 code for a protein of 1516 amino acids. Lineage: Eukaryota; Metazoa; Arthropoda; Insecta; Diptera; Culicidae.